AGCGAAGAUCUUUUAUUAUCUUCAUUUUCACAGAGUGGAAAAACCGUUUUGGCCAACUUCCUGACAGAAUCUUCCGACAUCACUGAAUACAACCCAACCCAAGGAGUGAGGUUCGAGUCUUGCUGGCCAGCCCUGAUGAAGGACUCUCACGGGGUGGUCAUUGUCUUCAAUGCUGACAUCCCAAGCCACCUGAAGGAAAUUGAGAUGUGGUAUUCCUGCUUUGUCCAGCAGCAGUUUUUACAGGAUACUCAGUGUCUGUUAAUUGCACACCACAAACCAGGCUCUGGAAGUGAUAAAGGAAACCCGGCUUUGGUGCCACCCUUGAACAAACUGAAGCUGGUGCACUCGAAUCUUGAGGAUGACCCCGAAGAGAUCAGGGUGGAAUUCAUCAAGUACUUAAGAAGCAUAAUCAACUCAGUGUCUGAGAGCAGAGACCGGGAGGAGAUGUCAAUCAUCACCUAACCGGCCUUCAUCUGGAUGCUUCCACAUCCCAAGUGAUGUCAGCUUCUCUCCCACUGCAGACCUGAAACCCACCGGCUGCUACUGUUCUCUUGUCCCUGCGGCUGGAGAAGACAUCUUCCUUAUUUGCCCAAAGGUACCGGUCAGCCAGGGAAUUGACUUGUACCAUCUGUUCUCUGCCCUUUGCUCAACUGAGAAAAUCUUGUUGUUGAAUCCUGAUUCCUUUGCAUAGACCCCUCCAAAGAGCUGGAAAACUGAGGUGGCUUUUUUCUUUUCCCCUUCAAAUAUGUCACGUUAUAAAAAUUGUGGACUUGUAACUGUCACAGCCCAGUGAUACAACAGUGGUUUAAUCACAUGUAUUGGUUUGAAUAUGGUUUUCAUUCCUUAAUCUUUACAACUCACCUAAUUAUUUUUGAAAAAUAUUAGCAUUUAUCCUCUCCAAGAUUUUAUUUUCAUUGAGAUGUCGUUGGUAUCUGGAUACCACAUCACAUCAGAAGGUGGAAUACAUAUACAUCUUCUAAAAAGCUUUCUUACUAUCUUAGGGGAAUUUAAUUCUUAAAUAUUACUUUAUGUAAUACAUGGAAAAACACGUUAUAUUGUCAUAAGUCCUAAUUUGUAAAAAUGGUCAAAAGAUUUAAUGCUCAGAAUAACCAAAUAAGGUGAGUUUACAGCUUAUUAUACAAGUGAGUUUGUUUUAAUAAUCUUAGGAAUUAUUGUCCAUUCAUAACUUUCAUCUUUUAUAUAGCCAACCUGAAAAUACAUAAAAUAGAUCAAAAGUUGAUACAGGGGCUUUUCAACUGAGAGUGGGAGAAAAGUAGGGAAUACUUAAGAUGGAAUAUUACU
Molecule: messenger RNA, 1302 nt
Organism: Vicugna pacos (alpaca)
Lineage: Eukaryota; Metazoa; Chordata; Mammalia; Artiodactyla; Camelidae
Source: RefSeq, a predicted model, not a curated record